Molecule: messenger RNA, 1695 nt
Organism: Eufriesea mexicana
Lineage: Eukaryota; Metazoa; Arthropoda; Insecta; Hymenoptera; Apidae
Product: tigger transposable element-derived protein 1-like
Exons: 1
Coding region: 1-1695 (564 amino acids)
Cellular component (GO): nucleus
Molecular function (GO): DNA binding
Source: RefSeq, a predicted model, not a curated record
AUGGCCGAAAUAAGUAAAAACAGGAAACAGUUAAAGAGAAAGUUUAUAUCUCUCGUGGACAAAAUCGAAAUUUUGAAUCGUUUGAAGAAUGGAGAAAAAAUAUCGUCUGUUGCAAAAUCGUUGAAUUUGAACGAAUCUACGGUUCGGACUUUGAAGAAGAACGAGGAAAAAAUAAGGAAAACUAUCGCAAAUGGUUGCCCAUCUGGUGCGAAGCGCGUUACUCGUACACGACACGUUAAUAUGGUUAAAAUGGAACGGGCUCUGAUGAUCUGGUUGGAGGACUGUAUAUCCAAAAAGGUACCUGUGUGCGGGAAUCUUAUCAAACAGAAAGCACUUAAAAUCUAUGAGCAUUUUAAAGGAGUUGACCAUCGUUCUUCAGAGCGACACAGCCAUAGGUUUACUGCAAGCACAGGGUGGCUGCAAAAGCUAAAGAAAAGGUACUCCUUGCACGACAUCAAAUUUCAAGGAGAACGGGCUGAAGCUGAUGCUGAGGCUGUCAAAAAAUUUCGAAUGGAGCUCCCUCGAAUUAUCGAUGAAGGGGGAUAUGCACCAGAUCAGAUUUUUAAUGCCGACGAGACAACAUUGUAUUGGAAAAAACUCCCAUCUCGGAGCCACAUUUCAAAAAAUGAAAGGCAGACUUCAGGGUUUAAAGCAUCUAACCAACGCAUCGCUCUGUACAUGUGUUGCAAUCUAUCAGGAAGUUUGUUAAUGAAACCUAUGGUAAUAAAUUUCUCAACACCUCGAACUUUUAAAAAUAUUAAGAUGUCCGAGUUGCCUGUAUUUUGGCGAACUAAUAAAACAGCGAGGAUGACUGAAGACUUACUUAAGGAUUGGUUUUAUAAUUGCUUUAUCCCUCGAGUGGCAAGCUAUAUGACUGAAAAAAAUUUUAGUUUCAAAAUCUUGUUGAUUCUCGAUAACGCUAGUAGAUACAGCGAGGAACUGAAUCACCCAAAUGUGAAAAUUGUUUAUCGUCCAAAUUACGCUUCAUUGACACAGUCGCAGGACCAAGGAGUCAUCCGGACUUUCAAAACGUACUACGUACGCCAAUUUUUUCGAGACAUUUUCAACCGAUUAGAAAACCACGAAGGUAAAACCCUUCUUCGAGUUUGGAAAGAAUUUUCUAUUUUAGACUGCGUUCGAACUGUCUCGUUAGCUUGCGCGGAAAUUAAAUCGUCGACGCUUAACGCGUGUUGGAGGCCUCUUUUACCUCGAAUGGUUCGAAAGGGAAACGAUAUUUCGGCUCUACUUGCAGAAAUAGUAAACGUUGCUUCUGCUUUGGGCAGUGAAGGAUUUUCGGAUAUAAACCGCGAAGAUAUAGAAGAACUGCUUCGGGAAGAGAGUCUAAACGAGGAGGAAUUGGUGGAAUCAAUCGACGAGUCUACCUCGAAUUCGUUUGUGGAAGAAAACGCGGAUAACGAAUUCGUUUCGAACUUCGGCUGCGAUGUAAAAAGAGGGCUGGAUUUGGCUAAAGAAUUGGAAGGUUGCUUAACUCGAAAUGAUCCUUCAACGACGCGCGGCGCAAAAUUUAAAAGAGAAUUUCAGAAUUGCUUGGCUCCGUAUAAAGAGGUUUUGGAAGAACUGCAAAAUAAAGCUACCUUUGAAAACCGAGAAGAAAAUUUGCAAAGUGAGAAAGAUUUUCUGCCAAUUAGAAAAAAGAGGGUUAGACUGCAAAUAUUUGACCGUGAUGAUGAAUAA